AUGAAGUUUGGCAAGUAUUUGGAAGCUAGACAGCUGGAGUUAGCAGAAUAUAAUAGCCAUUUUAUCGAUUACAAGGCUUUAAAGAAACUAAUCAAACAAUUGGCUAUUCCCACCUUAAAGACAAGCUCUGAUUUAGAUCUGCAUUUGACAUUAGAUGACAUUGACGAAAAGAUCAUACAUCAGAGAUUGCAAGAAAACAAAGCUGCCUUUUUUUUUAAACUAGAGAGGGAACUAGAAAAAGUCAACGGAUAUUAUUUGGCAAGAGAGUCCGAUUUAAGGAUAAAAUUCAAUAUUUUACAUUCUAAAUACAAAGAUUAUAAAUUAAACGGCAAAUUAAACUCCAACCAAGCUACCUCAUUCAAAAACUUGUAUGCGGCUUUCAAAAAGUUCCAAAAAGAUCUUAGAAAUUUGGAGCAGUAUGUUGAGUUGAAUAAAACUGGGUUCUCAAAAGCUUUGAAAAAGUGGGAUAAACGGUCUCAAUCUCACGAUAAAGAUUUCUAUCUGGCUACAGUUGUUUCUAUUCAACCAAUAUUCACAAGAGAUGGACCACUAAAAUUAAACGAUGAAACCUUGCACAUUCUCCUAGAGUUGAAUGAUAUCGACAACAACAGCAGGAGAGCAGAUUUACAAUCCAACACGUUUUCUAAUGACGAUGAAGGCGAUGAUAAUAAUGAUAACAAUAAACUCAAGAAUUAUGAAUUAGCCACGUCAAAAACUUCUGUAAACCAACUAGAGCAUCUUUUUCCUGCAUCUUCCUCUUCCCUAGAUAUGGAGAUGGAAAUUGAAAACUGGUAUAAGGAAAUUUUGAAUAUAGCGACUGUGAAAGACAUUCAGAGAAAGCAUGCAUUAUUGAGGAAUUUUAGAGAGGCCAAGAUCUUUGCAUAUCUACUACAGAAUUCCUCAGAAUCUUUUCACAAGAAUGUUUUUUCUCUGUUGAAAGAAUGUCUUACUACGUUGUUCUUGUUACUGGUGGCUAGCCCUCUAGAUGAUAACUCCCUGCAUAUCUUCUACAAAAGCAAUCAAGACCAUAUUGAUCUGUCGUAUUGUGACGAAGAUGACCAAGUAUUUUCACGAAAAAAUGUAUUUCAUGAAGCUGCAAGUUGUCCAAAUAAAUCUCGGUUGUUUAUUCUCGAUGAAGCCCUAACAACCUCAAAAUUAUCCAAGGAGACAGUCCAGAAAUUACUGAAUGCUCGGGAUAUACAUGCGCGGAUACCUCUUCAUUAUGCAGCAGAGCUAGGGAAACUGGAGUUUGUUCAUUCCUUACUGAUUACGAAUCUUUUAGAAGACAUUGAUCCCAUUGAUAGUGAUUCAAAGACACCCUUGGUCUUAGCUAUAACAAAUAACCACAUAGAUGUUGUUCGGGACUUAUUAACUAUUGGAGGCGCAAAUGCAUCUCCAAUUGAAAAGCCAAUUUUGGACUACAGUAAGAAUACAAUCAGUUCCACGAAAGUUCAAUUUGAUCCUUUGAAUGUCGCUUGUAAAUUCAAUAACCACGACGCUGCCAAGUUACUCCUAGAGAUCCGAAGUAAGCAAAACGCUGAUCGUAGCAAAAAUGAAGGCUCGCAACAUUUAUGUCAACCGCUUUUCAAGAAGAACUCAACAGGUUUAUGUACUCUCCAUAUAGUGGCCAAAAUCGGUGGCGAUCCACAACUAAUUCAACUAUUAAUACAUUAUGGAGCGGAUCCUAAUGAAAUCGAUGGGUUCAAUAAGUGGACUCCCAUAUUUUAUGCCGUUCGAUCGGGUCAUUCAGAAGUUAUCAGUGAAUUAUUGAAAAAUAGUGCACGCCUGGAUAUUGAAGACGGGAAUGGACAUUCUCCACUUUUUUAUGCCUUAUGGGAGAGUCAUGUUGGUGUUUUGAAUGCACUUUUACAAGCACCAAUAAACUUAGCAUUCGCAUCUGUGAACGAAUUAAAUCUUCAAGUAAGUAAACUAUGUCCCAGCACAAUAGGCUUGACCCCACACGAUGAAAAAUCUGAUUUAGAUAUUCAAGACAGCAUCCCUGACUUUGCCUUACCUCCUCCUAUCAUUCCACUCAGAAAAUAUGGUCACAACUUUUUGGAAAAGAAAAUUUUUAUAAAAUUAAAAUUAAAAUCGGGCCUUGAGUCCAUUAAACUAACUCAAGACAAUGGUAUCAUCAUGUCGUCUUCACCAGGGAGAAUCACGUUGUCUUCCAAUUUACCUGAAAUAUUACCGCGUAAUGUUAUUUUACCUGUUAGAUCCGGUGAAAUCAAUAACUUCUGUAAAGAUAUUAGUGAAACAAAUGAUGAAGAAGAUGACGAAGAAAUCAGUGAAGAUCAUGACGAUGGUGAAAUAAUUUUCCAAGUAGAUUCCGUGGACGAUUUUUCAAUGGAUUUCGAAAUAUUUCCCUCAUUUGGCACAAGAAUAAUUGCCAAAACAACAGCAAUGCCCUUUCUUUUCAAGAGAGCCACAAUAAACAGUAUUGCGACUAUAAAUUUACCUCUAUUCGACACAAGGUUAAACAACAUUGGAUGUCUCACUUUAGACUACCAGAUUAUUUUUCCCUAUCCAGGAAACCCAUUAAAAAUUAUAAAAUAUGAACCAUACUGGAAAUCUACAGGAAGUGAUUUAUUAACAUCUAGUAAGGAUGGCAAUCUCGUUACUUCGUCAUCUUUAAAUGGCAGUUUCAUCAGUAUAUUGGUUUGCACCCUGAAUGAUGAAACUAUAGUGGCAGCGCCAAAACCGUAUAUUGAAUUCAAAGGCACAAAGAUUUUGUUGAAUGAUUUGACGAAGGGACAACUAGAAAAAUUAGUAGAUUAUGAUUUCGGUAAAAUUGAUGGAAGUUUUGACGAAGUAUCAUUGAAGCAAUAUUUAUCUUCUAGAGUUGUUCCUCUGAGGAGCCUGUUAGAAGUCAUCCCAGGAUCAGUACAGUUAGUAAUUUGCGUCUGUUUCCCAACAGAUAAAGAAAUUGAUACAAUUCCUAUAAAAAUAUCACCGUUCAUAAAUAUAAACCAAUUCAUUGAUAAGUUGUUACUUAUUAUUUUUGAGCAUGAGAGGUUUUUGCGUCACAGCGGAAAUGAGGGUAUGCGUCAAAUAGUUUUCAGUUCAUGCAAUUGGGAGGCUUGCUCUAUUCUGAACUGGAAACAACCUAAUUUCCCGGUUUUGUUGCAAAUGAAAAGUCUCUUUAGAGAUUUGACUACCGGCAAGUUUAUGAGUGAUACUCCUAACUGCCUGAAUGAAUUGGCCGUGAGCCCUCAAAAAAUGUCGUAUUUGAACACCGAGCCUAUAAACAUACAUACAAUGGUUCAAUUUGCCAUGAACAAUAACUUGUUAGGUGUGACCCUUCCAUAUGAAAUACUAAAAAUUUGCCCGUCAUUGGCAAGGAUUAUCAAACAAAAUGGGCUAUUGCUGAUUGCGUCGGUUAACGAAAAUGAACAACUGCCCGGUAACGUGAGCUAUAGUGGGAUUUACUGCACCUCUGAAUUACUUUUUGAGGGCAGUAUUGAUAUGUGA
This is a messenger RNA of Saccharomyces kudriavzevii IFO 1802, 3471 nucleotides long. It is a transcript of the gene PHO81, whose product is annotated as Pho81p. Gene Ontology annotation, molecular function: protein binding; phosphoric diester hydrolase activity. Lineage: Eukaryota; Fungi; Ascomycota; Saccharomycetes; Saccharomycetales; Saccharomycetaceae. The record is from RefSeq and is a predicted model, not a curated record. Gene Ontology annotation, biological process: lipid metabolic process. The transcript has a single exon. The coding region runs from base 1 to 3471 and encodes 1156 amino acids. Gene Ontology annotation, cellular component: cytoplasm; nucleus.